AUGUUCACAUCAUGCCUUGCACCGCACAAUGCGAGCUGCACACACGCACGUUCACAGGCGGACGGACCGAAAACUGGUGAACGUGUGUGCGUGGGCAUUUCCAAAUCGACACGUGCGUUCGACUGGACAUCAGGAGAUGAACUGCCCCUCCAUCCCACCGAGUUCAAAAUGAAGGAUAAUGGUUGGGCCAGUGGGGAUAGACAAAAUCCUAUUUUUAAACCCACAGGCCUCCCUCUCUUCCUCCCACCUGUUACUUCUGCCAUCCCAUCACUUCCCCUCUCUUCCUCCUCCUCCUCCUCCUCCUCUCUCCUCCCUCAUCUCAAAUCCCCACAUUCGAAUCCGACAAUGCUGACAGGACACCGCGAUAGCGCUACACUCACACACAUCCUCUUUACCUUCGGUAUUACCGUCAUCAUCAACAACAUCGCCAUCACCGUACCUGCUUCUGCGCUGAGCUGA
This is a messenger RNA of Echinococcus granulosus, 459 nucleotides long. RefSeq lists its product as hypothetical. The coding region runs from base 1 to 459 and encodes 152 amino acids. The record is from RefSeq and is a predicted model, not a curated record. Lineage: Eukaryota; Metazoa; Platyhelminthes; Cestoda; Cyclophyllidea; Taeniidae. The transcript is spliced from 3 exons.